Messenger RNA from Penicillium pulvis, 2388 nucleotides. Its product is annotated as non-ribosomal peptide synthetase. Gene Ontology annotation, biological process: amino acid activation for nonribosomal peptide biosynthetic process; secondary metabolite biosynthetic process. Gene Ontology annotation, cellular component: cytoplasm. Gene Ontology annotation, molecular function: phosphopantetheine binding. The coding region runs from base 1 to 2388 and encodes 795 amino acids. The transcript has 2 exons. Lineage: Eukaryota; Fungi; Ascomycota; Eurotiomycetes; Eurotiales; Aspergillaceae. The record is from RefSeq and is a predicted model, not a curated record.
AUGGCACCCAGUCUGGUCGAGCUAGAUUUGCCAUCUGCGGAAUACAUCACAGGCCAUAAUGUUCAAACAGUCACCAAGUCUAUUUACUCGUCCGAAGAUGUCAGUGAAAUUGACUUGGGCCAGUCAUGGUCCAGUGCGCACGAAGCUAUAAAGCCGCAAGCCAUCAAGGCAUCGACUUAUCUGAAAGCUGCAUGGAUCCUUACCCUUCGUUGCUUCCAGCCCGAGGAAGUAUUACACAUGAGCUAUGAUGAAGAAUUGGUUCCGAGAUCUGGGACUCCGCUAGUAUUGACGGUCCGAGUGAACCCAGAUUGGAAUGUACGGUCGCUUCUCGAAACUCUCGAGGUUGAAAAGUCCCCAGCAGAGCCAUGUUCUUCCACAUCAUAUGGGGCUUUGCUUUCAGAGCUACCUCCCUCUCGCCAUAUCCGCACUUCAGCACUCAGAUACUUGACAGUUCCAGAACAAACUAUGAUCCCGUCUAGUCCAGCCAAUGACAGCCUAGAGCUUCUCGUCGUCAACAACGCACAUCGAACAUAUGCUAGCAUUAGGAAUCCAGACAAAGACGCAAAGAACUCGAACCACAGCAUGUUGCGAACCUUUCAACAUGUCCUACGUCAGAUCACAACUCAUCCUGGGAGUUUAAUGCUCGAACAAAUUGAUUACUGCCCGGAUUGGGACCGCAAGAAAAUCCAGAGCCUGACCCGUACCCAGCCAGGCCUAAGCUCGAACUGCCUCCACGAUUUAAUUGUGAAAAGAUGCCAACAACAUCCAACCAAGCUUGCGGUUCGCUCAUUCGAUGGAGACUUGACCUACCAGGAAUUGGACAAUCUGUCUCUCCGACUGGCACAUCACCUCACUCAAUUGGGUGUGCAGCCUGAAACAUUUGUUCUGAGUAGCUUUCAGAAGUCGACGUGGGCGAUCGUAGCUCGAUUAGCCAUUUUACGCGCUGGAGGUGCUUACAUUUCGAUCCACUCUAGCAACCCACCAGCCUAUCUCAGCUCGGUGAUACAGCGCACCAAUGCUAAAAUUAUGUUGAGCGAUCCUGCUUUUGCAGAUCAAUUCCGGAAUAGCAUUGACACGGUCAUCAUAAUUACCCCCGAAUGGCUCCAGAAACUUCCAUUGACAAGCCUGUCGAUACCAUGUCCAUUGGUCCAGCCAUCUAAUGCAUGUACGGUUCUGUUCACCUCUGGGAGUACGGGCAGACCCAAGGCCAUCGUACAAGAGCACCGAUCUUACGCCUCCGCCAUCAGAGACUACGCACGGAAUCUUGGAUUGAAUGAGGAAACCAGGUUCCUGCAUUUUGAUGAUUAUGCCUUCGAUAUCAGUAACUUGGAAUUCUUGGUUCCUCUUAUUGUGGGAGGCUGCUGCUGUGUGCCGGGGCCGAUGAAGACAGUCCAGGAUCUGGCGGACAACAUUCAAAUGCUCAACGCCAACAUUGCAUUCUUGACACCUACCGUGGCCAUUAAAGCAAAUCCAGAAUCUAUGAGCAAUCUUAAGAUCCUAUGCGUUGGUGGAGAGCCUCUCCCGAAAGACCUUCUGAAUAAUUGGGAUGGAAGCUCGACAACGUUGAUCAACCAAUUUGGCAUGGGCGAAGCAGCGGUUUGCUGUGCAUACAACGACGAUGUAUAUGAUCCAAAUAGCUCACCUGCUACCAUUGGGAAGCCGUCAAGUGGUGCAAUCUGGAUUGUCGACCCAACCUCCCCAAUGAAGCUGAUGCCUAUUGGCGUCGUAGGUGAAAUCUUGAUUGAGGGACCUCACCUUUCGCGUGGUUAUCUUGACCAGAACCACCAAGCAUCUGACCGUACGAAACCAGCUGGAUUUCUCGAGCAGAUUCCACCUUGGUUGGAGGAGCUUCAUCCUGAUCGACGAUCUGCCCGCGUGUAUCAAUCAGGAGACUUGGCACGAUGGACUCAUGAUGGAAAGGUUGAGUACAUUGGACGCAAAGACACGAUUGUAAAGCUCGACGGGUGUCGAGUAGAUGUUAUUGAGGUCGAGCACCUUGCAAGGAAAUCUCUUACGCCCAAAGAUGCCAUUGUGGUAGACCUCCUCGGCAUCAUUGAUGGCAAAGAAAAUCCUUGUCUGGCUGCUUUCUUGUACCUCAGCGACCAUCCAGGCAACUCCGAAAUGGCAGAGCCUUCAUUAAAAGACGCAAGUGAAGAUCCCGUGGCUUUUGAAAAAGUGGCACAGAUCAAGGCAAUUCUUGCCGCAUAUCUCCCGCUUUACAUGAUUCCGACGUUGUUCUUGCUGGGUACCCGGGUGCCGCGUACACCUUCAAAGAAGACUGAUCGCAGGAUAAUCCGACUUCUGUCGCAAAAAUUUUACGCCCAAAUAUGUGAGAGUCGGCGCAGUUCCUCAUCCAGUUCUGAAGAUGCACAACUUCUUCCUCCUUAA